AUGCCGCAAGCUUCAUCUUCUUCUUCCACAAUUCAAGUUGUUCAACCCAAGCAAGCGUUUGUGGCCAUUCAUGAUGAAAAUUUACUUUCCGAGCUUUCUUCAUCCCCUUCUUCUUCAACAACGAAUGGUACUCAUUCGGAACCAUCCAACAACAAGUUAUUAGAAAAGGUGAAUAAAGUAGACCCUCAUUAUGUUCCUCAUUUACAAAACCACCAGACCAAACAACAUCAUCAAAAACAUCUUUCCGAUGAGCAUACAGAGACUCAUCCACUCGGGGUAGCUACCUAUUAUACUCCUCAAAUAAUAACCGAUGAGGAUGAUGAAGAAGAUGAAGAAGAAGAAGCAAUGUUAAGCCAGCACCACCAUGAUGUUGAAAAUGGUGUGGUGGUGUCCUCACCGCGAUAUCAAACACAAGAAAUUGACAAUUUUCAUCAAGAACGAAAGAAAUUCAUCACACGAAAAUUGUUUGAAAACUUUUCAUUACGAGAUUUAAUUGUAAAAUGGAGAUAUUCAAUUAUUUAUUCUUUGUAUUUAUUAAUUAUGAGUGGAUUGGCAGCAUUUUUGUUUGCAUGGGCUAUUUAUAAGAGAGGAAAAAUUGAGGAAAUUUGGUUUUUAGCUCUGGAAGGGUUUUGUACAUUCGCUAUUGUAUAUGAAUGCUUUUUGAGUAUAUUCCUUUAUCGAAGACAUUGGUACAAGAGAAUCAUUGUGUGGUGCAAUAUUUUUGUUUCCCUGGCUGCCAUAGUCAUCUUUUCGUUAUUACUUUAUUGUUUUAUUGAAAAUCAGGAAAAUUACUUUUGGAGCAAUGUUGCAUUUGCUGAGGAAGUUCUCAUUGGUUUUCAUUGCACUGUCAAUGCUCUCAGAAUUUUUAUUUAUAUUUUGCAAAUUCGACGAGGCAGAACAAUCAUGACCAAUAAUCCAAUCUUUCUUGACACCAGUACUCCAACAACAACUGGCCAAAAUGAAACAAAUGAAGAAGGUCAAUCUACAGAGCCCCAACCAACACAGUACUCUUAUGGAACAGUUUCUAAUGCAAAUUAG
This is a messenger RNA of Naegleria lovaniensis, 1038 nucleotides long. RefSeq lists its product as uncharacterized. The transcript has 5 exons. The record is from RefSeq and is a predicted model, not a curated record. The coding region runs from base 1 to 1038 and encodes 345 amino acids. Lineage: Eukaryota; Heterolobosea; Eutetramitea; Acrasida; Naegleriidae.